Molecule: messenger RNA, 1564 nt
Organism: Elgaria multicarinata webbii
Lineage: Eukaryota; Metazoa; Chordata; Lepidosauria; Squamata; Anguidae
Gene: GFI1
Product: growth factor independent 1 transcriptional repressor
Exons: 6
Coding region: 1-1206 (401 amino acids)
Biological process (GO): embryo development; urogenital system development; regulation of transcription by RNA polymerase II
Cellular component (GO): nucleus
Molecular function (GO): DNA-binding transcription factor activity, RNA polymerase II-specific; RNA polymerase II transcription regulatory region sequence-specific DNA binding
Source: RefSeq, a predicted model, not a curated record
AUGCCCAGGUCGUUCCUGGUGAAGAGCAAGAAGGCGCACAGCUACCACCAGCCCCGCGCGCCCGACGGCGAGUACAGCCUCAGCCUGGAGAGCGUCCUGGCUCAGAUCUGCGCAGGUAAGCGCGGGGUCGGGACUGCCCGGCGCAGAGCCACCCCAGGCCACCUCGCCAAGGCGGAAGAUCGCUUCUCUCCGGAUUCUCAGCUGCCGGACGGGGCGGACGGGACCUCCGACUCGGCUCCCAGCUGCGAAGGGAGCGUGUGCGACAGAGCCGCCGAGCUGGAGGAUUUCUGGAGGCCGCCUUCCCCUUCAGCCUCGCCAGCAUCCGAGCGCUCCAUCUGCCCAUCCUUAGAUGAGGGUUCCCCCUUCUCGGUGCCCUUGAAACCCUAUGCAUGGAGUAGCCUGGGAGGUUCUGAGCUGAGACAUUUGGUACAGAGCUACAGGCCUUGCCCCGCCCUGGAACGAAGCUCGUCCCUUGGUCUCUUCUGUGAGCGGGGAUCUGAGCCCCCUCUCUAUGGAUCAGAACGCAACUCAGCUCUGGGACUCUAUGGUGACUUUGGUUCCCCUGGGCUCUUUGAGCGGCCAGCAGCCCCUGGAAUCUAUGUGGAGGCCCCGCCUGGACUCCAACAGGAGAAGAGUGCAAGUGGCAUCAAAUUGGAACCGGAGCUCCUCUGUCGCCCCCUGUUGCUCAGCACUGGUUCCUACAAGUGUGUCAAAUGCAGCAAGGUCUUCUCCACCCCACAUGGCCUGGAGGUGCAUGUCCGUCGUUCACACAGUGGCACCAGACCCUUCGCUUGUGAAAUGUGCGGCAAAACAUUCGGCCAUGCUGUUAGCUUGGAGCAACAUAAAGCUGUGCACUCACAGGAACGCAGCUUUGACUGUAAGAUCUGUGGCAAGAGCUUCAAGAGAUCUUCCACCUUGUCUACCCACCUUCUCAUCCACUCAGAUACUCGGCCUUAUCCAUGUCAGUACUGUGGGAAGAGGUUUCACCAGAAAUCUGAUAUGAAGAAGCACACUUUCAUCCAUACAGGUGAGAAGCCCCACAAGUGCCAGGUGUGCGGCAAAGCUUUCAGCCAGAGCUCCAACCUUAUCACCCAUAGUCGGAAGCACACCGGCUUCAAGCCCUUUGGCUGUGAUCUGUGUGGCAAAGGUUUCCAGAGAAAGGUGGAUUUGCGGAGACACCGGGAGACCCAACAUGGUCUGAAAUGAGAGCCAUGCAAAAUCUGGGGAAAAAACAAACCCCAAACCCUGACACAAACACUAUGUCAACGGACUUCCUCUUCUUCCUGGUGGGCUGCCCUUUUCCUGCACCUGCCUUUCUGCUCUGUUCCUCUGGCCCACUUCCUGCCAUAUCGUCACUAAACAGGAAGUCAGAGCAGGCUAGCCAGCAUUUUGCAGAACUUUACCAAAAGCUCUUGGGAUGAAAGUGGGAUGCCAAGGCUGAAGAAAGGUGGGGUAAAGCCUCUUUUUCUCUGUGUCUCUUCUUUUAAAAUUAAACACUGGAAAAAUAACAUAAACCCCCCACUACAAGCUACCUGUCGCCUAUGAACCAGAAAGUCCUUCUCUU